UAAAAAUAAAAUAUUUUUUACAAAUUAAAAUAUCACAAAUAAAAAAAUAAAAAUUUUAUCUGUGCUGUAAAUGACGCCACGCUAUCGUCUUUGUUGUUAACAUUCCACCACUGCAAUUGUUUGAGUGACGAAGAUGACAUCCAACUGGUUUUCGAACAGCAUAAAAGUGGCAACAGCUUCAGCAGAACCCAAUCGGAAUUCAUUAAGCAAAGGCAAAAAGCCACAAAUCCACUGCCAACAAUGAAAAAAUUACAAUAAAAAAUCCACAAAAACAGUCGAAGCUGAAGCAGAUACUUUUUUAAAAGCACAAACUAAAGAUACAAUAAAAGUCAGUCAGUAAGUCAACGAGCGUACAAAAUAGAAAAGGGGCCAAUAUUGUACGUGGUCAAGAGCAUGGAAGUUAAAUAACGGUAGCAAUAAUUGCAAAAUAUAUAACAAGAGGUAAAAGGGAAGGAGAAACCAAAACAUAAAAGCCAAUAAUUACAUACAAAACAUCAAUAACCACAAAAAAAGCGAACAAUCGAACAAAUCUCCAAAUACUGCAGCACUAACAACAAUAAUAAUAUCUAUAACAACAACAACAACAUCAACAACAUUGGAAAAAGUAUAAGUUUUAGUACCCAUUACGGUUCCACUUCUACAACACCACUUAAACCUUAAACCUUACAAUGUCAGUGGUUAAAAAACUCUCAAAAACGUUUCGCUGGUUACGUUGGUCUACAGUGUGUGCAAUAUUAUUUUAUAUGUUUUUCAUCGGCUUAAUACUGCAUAGCACCACCUACAAACUACAAAGCACGCUCAGGUCGCAACGUCAGACCGACCAACUUAAACAACAAGACCAUAACCACCAUCAGCAACUGCAACAACUGCAUCAGGAAGCAGAAAAAUCCAGUUCAGUUUUAAAUGGUAACAAUGUAUUGCAUGCGCCACCAGAAACAUCGCAUGCCGGAACUCUGCGCUACAAGAACAACAAAAGUCCCCAGGACACGAGAAGGGUGGCAGCUGUAUUACAUGGUGGUCGACGCCAACAGAGCAAGUCAAGCGAACCGGAAACUGUUAUUUUAGCUGCGAGUUCAGGGGAUGAGAAGCACAUUUUACGUAAAGCUUUCAAGAGAGCUGACUUAAAUCACAAUUCUGAAUUAACAAUACAAGAAUUGGCUUUGCACAUAAACAAAAAAAUUAUUGAACAUAUUGAAGAGGCCAUACAAUUGAAUCCAAGAGAGUUUCAACGUGUCGAUAUUUCACCACCUGACGGUGUAGUCACUUGGGAUGAAUAUCAUCGGUUCUUUUUAAAAGAACAUGGUAUGACCGAUGCUGACAUAGAUGAACACAAUGAAAUUAGACAUACAACUUUAAAUCGCAAGGCAAGGGAGGAUAUGAUGCGUGAUAAAGCACGUUGGUCUGAAGCGGCACGUACAGAUCUUUUUAGUUUAACCAUAGAUGAAUAUUUAUCAUUUCGGCAUCCAGAAUCGAGUAUAUCAAAUUUAUUAGAAUUAGUUGAUGAUCUGUUGAGACAAUUUGAUCAAGACGGUGAUGACCAGUUAUCAAUUGAAGAAUUUUCUGAAGUCAAUAUGGAUGAUGAUGACGACCUGAUACGUAAAUCAUUAAUAUCGAAGACAGUUGUAGAAAGACGUGAGGAAUUUAAACGUAUAAUAGAUAAAAAUAAUGAUGGUAAGGCAGAUCGUGGUGAACUACUAAAUUACGUUAAUCCAAAAACCCCGAGAUAUGCAUUACAAGAAGCUGCUACACUCUUUGCAUUGUGCGAUGAAAAUAAGGAUGGUAAAUUAACAUUGGAUGAGAUCACUGCAAAUGCGGAAAUAUUUCUUACAUCAAAAAUGAUUGACACUGCCAAUAGUUUUCAUACGGAAUUUUAAAGACUUGUACGCCACUGGGACAAAUAUAAAGAAUUUAAAUACUCGUGACUACUAGGAAUACUUUAGAAAACGCACUAUAUUCGUAAUGGGUUUGAUUUAGAAUUUCUUUCACCGAUCUAUUUUGAAUGAAAUUACUAUAUACAUUAAGCAUUUAAACUAUCACACAUUUCAAGCAUCUUGGCGUAACUUUUCACUUAAAGAUGAAAAGGAAUUGUUUAGUAUCACAAAAUUAAAUGA
Teleopsis dalmanni is the source of this 2111-nucleotide messenger RNA. RefSeq names its product 45 kDa calcium-binding protein (gene myd). The transcript is spliced from 4 exons. Gene Ontology annotation, cellular component: endoplasmic reticulum. Gene Ontology annotation, biological process: calcium-ion regulated exocytosis. NCBI's taxonomy places the organism in Eukaryota, Metazoa, Arthropoda, Insecta, Diptera, Diopsidae. Gene Ontology annotation, molecular function: calcium ion binding. The record is from RefSeq and is a predicted model, not a curated record. Bases 669 to 1874 code for a protein of 401 amino acids.